GGAGUCAGCAGACGAAAAAGGAGGUACCUCAAUGAAUUUCAUGCAACUGGAAAGCUGAGAAUAUUCCUUAUGCUUAUUGUUCAAAGAUUCAAUGCAGGGAAAACGAAAGUUUGAGGGGAGUCCCGAACAAGAAACGAUACUCAUUAUCACUAAAGCAAAAGACAAUAAGUUAGUUCCCUUCACAAGACAGCUUGUUGAGUGGCUUAUUUCCACUCCACGUUUUGGAAAGGAGCAUCCAUUCACUGUUUAUGUGGAUGCUCAUUUAAAAGUAUCAAAACGAUUUGCUUACGAGAAACUCGUUCGUAAGAGCCCUAUUUAUGAAACAAAAUUAAAAUUCUGGACACCAAAGCUCUGUUAUAGUCAACCAGAGCUUUUUGAUUUGAUUAUCAGUCUUGGUGGAGACGGUACAAUUCUUUUUACAUCCACAAUAUUUCAAACAACAGUACCGCCUAUUAUGCCUUUCCACUUGGGUUCACUGGGAUUCUUAGCACCCUUCUCAUCAACAUCUUACCAUCAGGAGCUUGAUAAAUUGUUCAGGGGCGAACUAAAUCAUACUAAUCGCAUAAGACUAAGCUGUACAGUAUAUCGAUACAGACAAGACCCUUAUUGCUUACUGAAAUCACGAAAGAAAUCUGAUGAAAAUACAGUGUGGACGGAUAAACCAGUUGUCGACUGGAAUACAAAACCCUCAUCUGAUUCUUCAACAAAUAGUGGCAAUAGAGAAACAAAUGAAUGGAUGGUCAUGGAAACCGCAUGGAUGAAAAAGGCGUUUGAACAAGCUUCCAAAGGAGACCCUGAAGUUGCGGACGUUUUGGAUGAUAAAGUUCUAUGUUACUCGACUGUGCCAGAUCAAACAUAUCACGUGUUAAAUGAGAUUGUAGUGGAUCGUGGACCUAGCUCCAACAUUUCAUUAUUGGAGCUAUUUGCAGAUGAACGACAUUUAACAACUGUACAAGCAGAUGGGUUAUGUAUUGCUACUGCUACUGGCUCUACAGCAUAUUCGCUCUCCGCUGGAGGAUCGUUAACUCAUCCUGAUAUGCAAUGUACCUUAGUGACCCCAAUAUGCCCACAUACGCUAAGUUUCCGACCUAUGCUGUUGCCUAGCAGACUGACAAUUCGUAUAGUUGUACCUUUUGGAUCACGUCAUACAGCUUUUUGUAGUUUUGAUGGAAGGAAUAGAACAGAGCUUAAACAAGGCGAUCAUGUCAAGAUUACAUUGUCACCCUAUACUGUUAAAACAUAUUGUGCUAGCGACUGCAGUAACGAUUGGUUUUCAUCUGUACAGAGCUGUUUACAAUGGAAUAUGCGACAACGACAGAAGUCAUUUGUUGUCGUUGAAGGCGAUAAAGAUAAACCGGUCGAAGCAAAAAUGAAAUCCGAUAGUUUAUUUGCUUGUCUAAGACCGAAAGAAAAUUCAAGUAAAGGAGAAAAUAAGCAGGAGAUAAGUAUGCAACAGACUAAAGAGGAGAAUAGCAUUGAGGAAGAAGACGGAGAAUUUGAAGAGGAUGAGAUGAUUGACUUGAUACCAUGGACAACAGAAGAACUAGAUCGAGAAAAUGUUCUCAUUUGAUACCAUAAACGUAGAAGGAUUAUACCACGACAUCUUAGUGCUUCUUCGUCGCAAUUAAAUAAAAGUGCUUUGAACGUCCUUUUUGGCUUUUGCACACAAAUUGACGGUUAUAAUGAAAUUACUUAAGCGUCUAGGGUUUCUUAGUCAGCAUGUCGGACGAAGUAUGGAUGAAUCAGCUGAUGCGAUAUCUGCUUAAUACACUUAGAGUUAGAGAGUUAUAAAGUAUAUCUCACAAAGCAAAGAUAGCUUCGUUACAGAUAGUUUGAAUCAAUGUGCGUACUUAACAUCAUCAAUUGAGAAGAAUUGCGGAAAUCAAGGAGACCGCUUCGCCGAUGCCUUGCCUUUCAUGGACAAAAAACAUUGGAGAAGAAUCACUUAAAAGUUUUUCCGUGGAAAUUUGGUUUAGCACCCAAUAGUGGCAGACUUUUUUCUUGUUGCAAUUUCUUUUUGUCUCCCAUCUCAAC
Mycotypha africana is the source of this 2034-nucleotide messenger RNA. Its product is annotated as ATP-NAD kinase-like domain-containing protein. Gene Ontology annotation, molecular function: NAD+ kinase activity. The transcript has 5 exons. NCBI's taxonomy places the organism in Eukaryota, Fungi, Mucoromycota, Mucoromycetes, Mucorales, Mycotyphaceae. The record is from RefSeq and is a predicted model, not a curated record. Gene Ontology annotation, biological process: NADP+ biosynthetic process; NAD+ metabolic process. The coding region runs from base 92 to 1570 and encodes 492 amino acids.